Molecule: messenger RNA, 2143 nt
Organism: Bemisia tabaci
Lineage: Eukaryota; Metazoa; Arthropoda; Insecta; Hemiptera; Aleyrodidae
Source: RefSeq, a predicted model, not a curated record
AGUUUUUUUUUUGUCUUGAGGGGAGGCGAUCAUGAAUUUUGGUUACAAUAAGGGGAGGCCAAUUGAGUCUAGCGGAAGGCUAGGAACUUUCUGCACCCCUGCUAUUGCCUAUUCUUAUUUUCUGUUUAAUCAUUUUCAGAACUAAUUCUCAAAAGAACUUCAUGAAUAUCAUGAUUUUAUCGAUAUUCUGAAAUCAUGAUCGAGCGGCCGUUGGCCGCAAAACAACGUAACUUACUUUAAUUAUAAUUAAAUUUUAAUAUGGCAACGUGUAACAUAUGGUGUUCACGUGUAACUUCGCCGGUGGUGACGGUGCCGCUGGUGGGAUCAGGAUGUUGAUUUAUCGGUGUUUCAGUGCCACACUGUUUCUUAUAUAAGUAGCAUGUUUUAUGAACGAAAUUUAGUUAUGAGUGACGAUUUUCUAUUCGAUACGUCUAUUCUGUUUGAUAACGUUCAUAGUGACGUGGAUUUAUCUGAUUUUGAUAUAGUGUCUUUUGAAGAACAUUUAAACGAAAUUCAAAAUGAGUCGGAAAGUGAACGCGAAAAAACAGAAAACAGUUCAUUUUGUGAGUUCCGAGGACGAGGAUCAGGAUGUGCAAGUGGACAAGGAAAUUCAUCAGGAAUUACCGAAUACUCAAGCUUUUCUCGACGAGGAAGCCCAGUUGAACGAAGAAGCAGAAAAAGAAAGCAAAUCUUCACGAAUAUUAGAAGAAGUUCUGAAUCAUCCGAUUUUUCUUCUGAUAAUGAAGAUGAUACCUCUUCGCACAGUGGGUCUUGUGCCGCUAAUUCGAACACUACUAGAAAUAACAGCGUGGAUGACGAAAGAAAAACAUCCGCAAAAAUUAAAGUGGAUAGUUUUUUACAAUGCAGUAAAAACUACGGCAAAAACUCACUUUCAGCCAGAAAGUUUGAAAGAAAUUGGUUGGCCAUCCUUAGCCGCCAAGAUCCUCGAAAGUUGCUCUUACACGAUAUUUACUUGUUUGGAAAUCAACGAGGAAAUAGAAGAAAAGUUUACGAUGAGCUGGCUGCUGGAAGGUAUGGAUCGCAAUUCUUCUACUGCAUCUCAGAACAUGGAGGACAUAUACAUGCCCUCCACUUCUGCGUCUACUCAGGAAGCCAAUGCAAAUGUUUGUUCUCCGAAAUCUUGCGACGGGGAUUCGGAGGAAGAGUUAAUCGAAAAAGAGUUCCUCUCCACAUCAUUAGCUGCGACUGGUGGAAGGGUCUCGCAAUGUAUCUAUCGAAGGAGGGACGAUCGAUUGUACAAAUGCGAGACGCCGGGGGAACGUGGUUCUGUUUUGAUAAAACUGGAAUACUACAAUCUCCAAUCUAUGAGAAAGGUGGAGAAAGACUCUUGGUGGAUGCACGCAGAUUGGAGGGCUUCGCUGGUUUUACCGAAUUCGUUGGACAGGAGGGCGACUUUUGUGCAAGAGACAUGCAAGAAGGCGUUCGAGCAACUGUGUCAGAUACCGGGGGCCAACAAAAGCUCUCAAAAGGCGAAGCGCUGAAAGCAUUUUUCAAUUCUGCAAUAGUUACGCCUGUCCAACGAAUUUUCAAAACGGAAAUAUGGUUAACAUCUGAAUGGAAAUAUUACGACCCCAAAAAUUUUUUUGUUCAGGUAAACAUUGAUAUGUUUUUGUUAAAAAUAAAUAAAAUGAAAGUAAAAGAUUUAUUUCAAUUACAAUUAAAUAUUCCAUUUAAAAAUUUAUUAUAUGAUUCUUAUGAUCCUUCUUCUCAAUUCUUAGAUUUAAUUUCAAGUAUAAUAAUUUUGGAAAGUUUAUUGAUACACCAAGUUGGCCAUGAAAAUGUUAUGGAUUUUUUGUACAAUGUACAUUGCAUAUUAGAUAAAAAAAUCCCGAAAAAAAAUACACUCUUCAUUCUUUCUCCUCCUAAUGCUGGUAAAAAUUUUUUUUUUGACUGCGUUGCACAAUCUAUGAUUAAUACUGGACAUAUUGGUAACUUUAAUAGGUUUUCAUCAUUUCCACUAAUUGAGGCAGUAGAUAAACGUUUGUUAGUGUGGAACGAACCAAAUGCUGAACCUUCAGCAUUCGAGGAUCUUAAAAAGUUAUUUGGUGGUGAUCCCUGCAAUUGCAAAGUAAAAUUUGAAGGUGAUAAUAUAGUACUUAGUAAAAGCUUAGAGUAUGCCUAA